This is a messenger RNA of Penicillium angulare, 1203 nucleotides long. Its product is annotated as ribonucleotide-diphosphate reductase subunit RNR2. The transcript is spliced from 4 exons. Gene Ontology annotation, biological process: deoxyribonucleotide biosynthetic process. NCBI's taxonomy places the organism in Eukaryota, Fungi, Ascomycota, Eurotiomycetes, Eurotiales, Aspergillaceae. The record is from RefSeq and is a predicted model, not a curated record. The coding region runs from base 1 to 1203 and encodes 400 amino acids. Gene Ontology annotation, molecular function: oxidoreductase activity.
AUGGCCGCCCAGGUUACUCCAUCAAAGCAGACUGCUUCCUCCCUCGAGAACCUCAAAAUGAACGACUCCCCUAUUAAGAAGCUUGACUUCGAGUCCGUCGGCAAGGAGAACGUUCCCGCCUCCUUGAAGUCUCUCGAUGUCGCCGCCGAGAAGGCUGUCGAAGCCCCCAAGGUUGCCGCCGGUAUCAAGGCCGCUGAGGCCAACGAACCUCUCCUGCAGGAGAACCCCCACCGUUUCGUUAUGUUCCCCAUUAAGUACCACGAGAUCUGGCACAUGUACAAGAAGGCCGAGGCCUCCUUCUGGACUGCUGAGGAGAUCGAUCUCUCCAAGGAUCUUCACGACUGGCACAACCGUCUCAACGACGACGAGCGUUACUUCAUUUCCCAUGUCCUUGCGUUCUUCGCUGCUUCCGACGGUAUUGUCAACGAGAACUUGGUCGAGCGUUUCAGCGGAGAGGUUCAGGUCCCUGAGGCUCGCUGCUUCUACGGUUUCCAGAUUAUGAUGGAGAACAUCCACUCCGAGACCUACUCCCUUCUCAUUGAUACCUACAUCAAGGAGCCUAAGCAGCGCGCCUACCUCUUCGAUGCCAUUGAGACCAUUCCUUGCAUCGCCAAGAAGGCUGAGUGGGCUAUCCGCUGGAUCAACGACCGAGAGUCUACUUUCGCUCAACGUCUCGUUGCUUUCGCUGCCGUCGAGGGUAUCUUCUUCUCUGGCUCUUUCGCCUCCAUCUUCUGGCUUAAGAAGCGUGGUCUGAUGCCCGGUCUUACCUUCUCCAACGAGCUUAUCUCUCGUGAUGAGGGUCUGCACACUGACUUCGCUUGUCUGCUGUUCUCCCACCUGAACAACCGCCCCAGCCCCAAGAUGGUUGAGGACAUCAUUGUCGAGGCCGUUGGCAUUGAGCAGGAGUUUUUGACUGAUGCUCUUCCUUGCGCUCUCCUCGGCAUGAACUCCAAGCUGAUGGCUCAGUACAUUGAGUUCGUUGCUGACCGUCUUCUGCUCGCUCUUGGCAACAAGAAGUACUACAACGCCACCAACCCCUUCGACUUCAUGGAGUCAAUCUCCCUCGCUGGCAAGACCAACUUCUUCGAGAAGCGUGUCGGUGACUACCAAAAGGCUGGUGUCAUGGCUAGCACCAAGAAGGACACCGAGAACAAGGGUGAGGCUCCUGCCAAUGAUGGCCUCAACUUCGACGAGGACUUCUAG